Molecule: messenger RNA, 1431 nt
Organism: Procambarus clarkii (red swamp crayfish)
Lineage: Eukaryota; Metazoa; Arthropoda; Malacostraca; Decapoda; Cambaridae
Product: adhesive plaque matrix protein-like
Source: RefSeq, a predicted model, not a curated record
AUGAUAGCAACUCAACCAGCCAAGCCUAGUGUGAUAGCAACUCAACCAGCCAAGCCUAGUAUGAUAGCAAUUCAACCAGCCAAGCCUAGUGUGAUAGCAACUCAACCAGCCAAGGCUAGUAUGAUAGCAACUCAACCAGCCAAGGCUAGUAUGAUAGCAACUCAACCAGCCAAGCCUAGUGUGAUAGCAACUCAACCAGCCAAGCCUAGUAUGAUAGCAACUCAACCAGCCAAGCCUAGUGUGAUAGCAACUCAACCAGCCAAGCCUAGUGUGAUAGCAACUCAAACAGACAAGGCUAGUAUGAUAGCAACUCAACUAGCCAAGCCUAGUGUGAUAGCAACUCAACCAGACAAGCCUAGUAUGAUAGCAACUCAACCAGACAAGGCUAGUAUGAUAGCAACUCAACCAGCCAAGGCUAGUAUGAUAGCAACUCAACCAGCCAAGCCUAGUGUGAUAGCAACUCAACCAGCUAAGGCUAGUAUGAUAGCAACUCAACCAGCCAAGCCUAGUGUGAUAGCAACUCAACCAGCUAAGGCUAGUAUGAUAGCAACUCAACCAGCCAAGCCUAGUGUGAUAGCAACUCAACCAGCUAAGGCUAGUAUGAUAGCAACUCAACCAGCCAAGCCUAGUGUGAUAGCAACUCAACCAGCCAAGCCUAGUAUGAUAGCAACUCAACCAGACAAGGCUAGUAUGAUAGCAACUCAACCAGACAAGCCUAGUAUGAUAGCAACUCAACCAGACAAGGCUAGUAUGAUAGCAACUCAACCAGCUAAGGCUAGUAUGAUAGCAACUCAACCAGCCAAGCCUAGUGUGAUAGCAACUCAACCAGACAAGCCUAGUAUGAUAGCAACUCAACCAGCCAAGCCUAGUGUGAUAGCAACUCAACCAGCCAAGCCUAGUGUGAUAGCAACUCAACUAGCCAAGCCUAGUGUGAUAGCAACUCAACCAGACAAGGCUAAUAUGAUAGCAACUCAACCAGCCAAGCCUAGUGUGAUAGCAACUCAACCAGCCAAGCCUAGUGUGAUAGCAACUCAACCAGACAAGCCUAGUAUGAUAGCAACUCAACCAGGCAAGCCUAGUGUGAUAGCAACUCAACCAGCCAAGCCUAGUGUGAUAGCAACUCAACCAGACAAGCCUAGUAUGAUAGCAACUCAACCAGGCAAGCCUAGUGUGAUAGCAACUCAACCAGCCAAGCCUAGUGUGAUAGCAACUCAACCAGACAAGCCUAGUAUGAUAGCAACUCAACCAGGCAAGCCUAGUGUGAUAGCAACUCAACCAGCCAAGCCUAGUGUGAUAGCAACUCAACCAGCCAAGCCUAGUGUGAUAGCAACUCAACCAGCCAAGGCUAGUAUGAUAGCACUUCCACCACUACAUCUAACAAACUUUAGCUUAGCCACUCAUGCUUGUAGGAAUAGACACGCGAGCAAGUAG